UUUCAGUUCAGUCGUCAGUCAUUUAGUUUUGUGUGUUCCAACAAAACAUCAAUUAAUAAUAUAUAAAUUAUUAAAUUUAAAAUAAAAAAGAAAGCAAAAAUAAUUUCAUUAUAAUGCCAUCGUUGCCAUCUCUUGAAAAGUCUUUAUUAGUUUUCUUUGUUCUUGUUGUCUCAAUGCUGUACAUAUCAGAUGCAUUACGCUGCUAUGCUUGCAGCUAUACAGCCAAUAGUGGAGCUAAUGAUUCCUGUGUUUACGAACCCAAGAAGACUAUAACUUGUUCCAAGAAAUAUUGUACAAUAAUACGUCAAGAUUUAGUGCAUCCUGUUGGAUCAAUUGUUUCUUUUUCAAGAAGUUGUGAGGAUAAACCAUUGUAUUUGAAUGCGGUGAAAACGGAUACAACCUAUAAAAUGUAUUUUCGUUCCUGUGUUUCAGACCUUUGCAACGAUUCUGAUGGCAAACGUUCGGCAACAAAUUCUGAUCCAAAUUUUGGAGCUUCAGAAAAUAUGGUCAUAAAGGGAAGAGAUGAAAUAAGAAGCAGAUAAAACCUCUGAUCAUUAAAUAAUGUUAAAAAAAUCUAAUAAUUUUUUAUUUCCAUUUUUACUUCUUUCGUACUGUAUAAUCACUGUAAUAUAAAAUAUGCGCCUAAAAUUAUGCAAUACCUAUUGAAUAAAUUUCGUUAAAUACAAUUACAA
Molecule: messenger RNA, 692 nt
Organism: Lucilia cuprina (Australian sheep blowfly)
Lineage: Eukaryota; Metazoa; Arthropoda; Insecta; Diptera; Calliphoridae
Exons: 4
Coding region: 114-542 (142 amino acids)
Source: RefSeq, a predicted model, not a curated record